Molecule: messenger RNA, 1917 nt
Organism: Candidula unifasciata
Lineage: Eukaryota; Metazoa; Mollusca; Gastropoda; Stylommatophora; Geomitridae
Source: the annotation of a GenBank genome assembly
AUGGCGACAGCCCAGAAACGGACAAAGAAAAAGGACAACCAGAGUGACUCUUCUGAAGAAGAGGACUACACUCCUUACAUACCAGUUAAGCAGAGGAAGAAAAUAGAGAUUGUCAAUUUGAAAAAGAAGCUUGGAAUCUCUGGGGGAGCCAAAGAGGAAGAGCUCAUGAAAGCAGACAGCAGUGGGAAUGAGGGUGAUCGAGACGAUCUCAAGCGAUGGAUUUUAGAUGGCAGUGAUUCUGACUCUGGUGAAGUAAAGAAGGAUGGAAUCUCAGAGCAGGACCUCGGACCUCUUGCCAAUGUCAGCUUGCUGGAUCAGCAUAAUGUUCUCAAAAAGAAAGCCGAAGCCAAAAAAGAGACAGAUACAGAGAAAAUGCUGAAGGAAGAAGAGAAAAUUUUGGAAAGAGUAGCCAGAGAGACAGCUCUCAAGGGUGUGGCUGAGUUGGCCAAAGGCAUUGAGUACACAGAUCCAAUUAAAACAGGCUGGAGAGCUCCCAAAUUCAUUCAGGAACAGUCUCCUGCUAAAUGGGAGAAAAUACGCAAGAAGCACCACAUUCUUGUAGAGGGAGAAGACUUGCCACCACCAAUUAGAACAUUCCGAUCAAUGAAGUUUCCUCAGCCCAUCCUCGAUGUGUUAACGAAGAAAGGAAUUUUGGAACCCACGCCUAUACAAAUACAAGGGAUCCCUACAGUGCUGAGCGGCCGAGACAUGAUAGGAAUUGCCUUUACUGGAUCAGGAAAGACUCUGGUGUUCACACUUCCAAUUGUCAUGUUCUGUUUGGAACAAGAAAAGAAACUGCCAUUUAUGAAGAGAGAAGGACCAUAUGGACUCAUCAUUUGUCCAUCUCGUGAGUUGGCAAAACAGACUUUUGACAUAAUUAAACUAUUUGGUGACAGCAUGGCUAACGCCGGUUUUCCCACUUUACGUCCUGUUUUGUGUAUUGGAGGCAUGCCUGUCAAGGAACAGAUGGACGUCAUCAACAGAGGCACACACAUAAUGGUGGCCACUCCAGGGAGACUAAUGGACAUGCUGGACAAGAAGAUGGUGACCCUUGACAUCUGCAGAUACUUGUGUAUGGACGAGGCUGAUCGUAUGAUCGACAUGGGGUUUGAGGAGGAUGUCAGGACCAUAUUUUCUUACUUUAAGGCUCAAAGGCAGACUUUGCUGUUUUCUGCAACUAUGCCUAAAAAGAUACAGAACUUUGCCCGCAGUGCCCUGGUAAAGCCAGUCACUGUGAAUGUGGGACGUGCAGGUGCUGCCAGUUUGGACAUAGUUCAAGAGGUUGAAUAUGUGAAGCAAGAAGCAAAGAUGGUUUAUAUCCUGCAGUGUUUGAGAAAGACAGCUCCUCCUGUGCUGAUAUUUGCUGAGAAGAAGCAGGACGUGGAUGCUAUUCAUGAGUACUUGCUGCUCAAGGGAGUCGAGGCGGUGGCUAUACAUGGAGGAAAAGAUCAGGAAGAGCGAAUUCGAUCAGUGGAGCAGUUCAAGAAAGGAGAGAAAGAUGUGUUGGUAGCAACAGAUGUGGCCAGCAAAGGAUUGGACUUUGAAGGAAUCCAGCAUGUGAUAUGUUAUGAUAUGCCCGAGGAUAUUGAAAACUAUGUCCACAGAAUAGGAAGAACAGGCAGAAAGGGACAGACGGGAGUGGCUACAACAUUUGUCAAUAAGUCAGUAGAUGAGUCAAUACUGCUGGAUCUGAAGCACUUGCUGAAGGAAGCCAACCAGAGAGUUCCUGCCUUCCUGGCCACACUGGAGAGUGAAGCUGAGAAAUACUUGGAUAUUGCAGGUGAUGUGGGUUGCUCAUAUUGUGGUGGCUUGGGUCACAGGAUUGCCGACUGCCCCAAACUACUGGCCAUGAGGUCGAAGCAAGCCCAAGGUAUUGGACGCAAAGAUUACCUGGCUCACAACAGUGCUGACUGGUAA